This is a messenger RNA of Ricinus communis (castor bean), 638 nucleotides long. RefSeq names its product protein KNATM. Bases 175 to 627 code for a protein of 150 amino acids. Gene Ontology annotation, cellular component: nucleus. The record is from RefSeq and is a predicted model, not a curated record. The transcript is spliced from 3 exons. Lineage: Eukaryota; Viridiplantae; Streptophyta; Magnoliopsida; Malpighiales; Euphorbiaceae. Gene Ontology annotation, molecular function: DNA binding.
AAAGAGGAAGCAGACAAAGGUUGGGAUUCUUCUCUGAUAUCCAAAAUCCUCUGGGUCAGGCAUGAAAUAUAUAGAGAGAUAUUCUACUUCUAAAAAAAUUAUGCAACUAUACUUGUCACCAAAUCUAGCUUAUAUAUAAAUACCCAUUACCAUUUUCUAGUAUUUUGGACAUAGAUGGAAGCAGAGGGAGAGAUAGUGAUGGAGGUUAAAAGUACUGAGAACGAAAAACACUGUAAAAAUGGUAGCUCGAGGGCUGCAAAGGAAGAAGAAGAAGAAGAAGAAAAAGAGAUACAGAAGAGAAUAUUAGGGCAUCCUUUGUAUUCCCUUUUAGUUGAGACACAUAUCGACUGCCUCAAGGUGGGCUUAGGUGAAAUCGCAAAUGUUGAUCCGAAACAACAAGCAAACGUAGAACCUCAAAGUCCCAAAAAAGGAUCUUCCGACCUCAGUCUCUUCAUGGAUUGUAUGGCAUUUGGCUCAAAACUUUUUAUCUUUUUGGGCAAGCAGGAAGCAUAUUGCGUUGCCUUGAACAAGCUCAAAGAGGCGAUGGAGGAAUCAUUGCAAGAGACGGCAAAAUUUAUUAAGGCCAUGCAUAAUCAAUUAGCGGAGAUCAAUGACAAGGAUCAGUGAAAAAAUCCAAA